Molecule: messenger RNA, 825 nt
Organism: Chilo suppressalis (striped riceborer)
Lineage: Eukaryota; Metazoa; Arthropoda; Insecta; Lepidoptera; Crambidae
Source: the annotation of a GenBank genome assembly
AUGUGCUUUACCAUUUUAAUUAUUUUAGUCGUUGUUUCCACGCCGAUUUCGGCCAACAUACUUUGUGACAAACACAACCAAUCUCCACAGAUACCUAAAUACCAUUUAAUGGAGAAAUGCCACCGAUCCAAGCUCGGCAUUGCAGCUAAGGCUAACUUUGCAUCCCUAUCUAGUUGCCAGAGACUUGGCAUCGCUAAAAAAGCUUUAGCACUGAAUUUUAGCCCACCCGACGCUGCUAUAGAAGGUGCGGAGCCUUUGGAAUACACAUGUGAGGUUCUGAAGUGUGCUGAAGUCGACGGGGGACUGUCUUUGGUCAAUGACUCGAGAUAUGAUUAUUACAGUAUUUAUGCUAAACCAAUACCCCACGUAAAUGCAACAUGCGUGCCAGCAUCAGGAAUGUUCCGAUUGCUACAGAAAAGGCUAAACUUCACCCAAGCGGUGGUGGAGUGUCGGAACAUGAGCGGAGUGCUUCCAGACGUGACGAGCGAGCAGCGAACCGAUGCGCUGGCGCAGGUGCUGGCCGGAGCGGGCGUCGACGCUGCGUUCGUCGGUUUGAGAAGGAAUAACAGGAGCAGUUUCCAUGGUAUUAAUGGUGGGCAUCUUGACUGCACCUCUUAUCGCGCGUGGGCUCCUGGCCAUCCAAGAAGAUACGCUGACAAGUUUGACUGCGUUGUCAUCACAAAGCAUCGCAUGUGGCAAUCAGUUUCUUGUAAAAAUGAACAACCGGUUUUAUGCGAACUCCUCCCAAAUGGACCAUACAAAAGAGGAUCUAUUUUUACCUCAACAAAAGUAGAACAAAACAACUAUACUAACAAUGACGUGUAA